Ogataea parapolymorpha DL-1 is the source of this 1548-nucleotide messenger RNA. RefSeq names its product Protein PNS1. The transcript has a single exon. The coding region runs from base 1 to 1548 and encodes 515 amino acids. Gene Ontology annotation, cellular component: plasma membrane. The record is from RefSeq and is a predicted model, not a curated record. Gene Ontology annotation, biological process: transmembrane transport. Gene Ontology annotation, molecular function: transmembrane transporter activity. NCBI's taxonomy places the organism in Eukaryota, Fungi, Ascomycota, Pichiomycetes, Pichiales, Pichiaceae.
AUGUCCCAGUCGAAUUAUUACCAACAGCAACCCCAGCACGGCUUUAACGCACCACCGCCUCAGUACAGUCAGCAAGGCAAUGACUUAUCCGCCAACGAGAAGCUGAACCAGAACUACUACUAUGAUCGCCCCCCAGCUCCUGAACCUGGUAAGGAAACCUUUGAUGAAACAUUCAAAGUCGAGAAGCCGAAGUUCCACGACGUUCCCUUCACAAUUCUGUUUCUAGCUACAGUUGCUGGAUUUUUUGUUGUUGCGGGCAUCACUUUGAGACAUUACGCCACCUCAUAUUCGUAUGAAGGCUCUUCGAUCUACAAUGCUGGCAAUUCCUUUUCAUUGAACACCAACACCAUAGUUUUAUUUGCAUUUGUUAUUGUUGUUGCCUUAGUUCUUUCCUUGGCAACCAUUGCCGUUGCUCGAAUGUUCCCGAGGAAGUUCAUUACAAUUUCAUUGAUAUUGAAUGUCAUUCUCGGCUUGGGAACGGCAAUUGCUUACCUUGCAAAGGGCUACUACUCGGCAGGCAUUGUUUUUCUUAUCUUUGCCGCACUCACAGCAUUUUCUUACUGGACCAUGAGAGGCAGAAUUCCGUUCAGCGCGACUGUUCUUACAAUUAUUAUCGAUGUGAUGAAACAGUACCCUAGUACGUGGAUUAUUACUGCAAUUGGAUUUCUCGCAAUAGGUGCCUUUUCGGCAUUAUUCUCUGUCACUGUGGUCGCCUCGUACAUGAAAUGGGGUGACGAAACUUCCCAAGGCUAUAACCAUGCCAGAUUGGUUGGACUGCUCGUGUUUGUCUUCUUUGCGGGGUACUAUAUUAGUGAAGUGAUGAAGAAUGUUAUACAUGUCACAGUGAGUGGAAUUUUUGGUACGUGGUAUUACCUUUCGAAGUCCGACGCAGGAAUGCCUAAAUUUCAGGCCCUGGGUGCUCUGAAAAGGGCUUUGACCUAUUCUUUUGGAUCAAUUUGUUUUGGUUCGCUGAUUGUCACAUUUAUCCAGCUUUUACGUCAAGGAGUUCAAAUUGCCCGACAGAAUGCUCUGAACAACGGGGAGGGAGUUCAAGCUUGCUUGUUGCUUUGCGCCGAGUGCUUCAUUUACGUGAUCGAGUGGUUUGUGAGAUACUUCAAUCACUAUGCGUAUUCAUAUGUGGCCCUCUACGGCAAGAGUUAUCUGAAGUCUGCAAGGGACACCCAUUACAUUUUCAGCUAUAAGGGGAUGGAUGCUUUGGUCAAUGAUUGCCUGAUCGGAACAGCUUUGGGAAUGUACUGCACUUUUGUUGGAUAUGUGUCUGCCUUGCUCGCCUAUUUGUACUUGCGGUUCACCAAACCAGGCUACAACACUGAAGGUUCAUACUACGCUCCAGUGGUUGCAUUCACAUUUUUGAUUGCCUUGCAAAUAUGCAAUGUUAUUAGUUCUGUCAUCAGAUCAGGAACCGCAACGUUCUUCUUGGCACUCGCCAAGGACCCGGAGGUCUACCAAGCAAGUUAUCCCGACAGGUUCAAUGAGGUGUUCAGAGACUAUCCUGAGGUGCUAGAAAAGAUCCGUACGCGCGACUAA